Molecule: messenger RNA, 1900 nt
Organism: Triticum dicoccoides
Lineage: Eukaryota; Viridiplantae; Streptophyta; Magnoliopsida; Poales; Poaceae
Product: laccase-8-like
Exons: 6
Coding region: 24-1679 (551 amino acids)
Biological process (GO): lignin catabolic process
Cellular component (GO): apoplast
Molecular function (GO): copper ion binding; hydroquinone:oxygen oxidoreductase activity
Source: RefSeq, a predicted model, not a curated record
CUUGCUGCUCAGGAGUUGGGGUGAUGGAGGGAGCAGCCAUGCUCGUGCCGCUCUUGCUGGCUCUCUGCGCGGCCAUGGCGAGCGCCGCAGUCGUGGAGCACAACUUCACUGUGGGCGGCAUGAACAUCUCCCAGCUCUGCAUGGACAGCGUGAUCUACACGGCCAACGAGCAGAUGCCCGGGCCGACCAUCGAGGCCACCGAGGGCGACACGGUGGUCGUCCACGUCGUGAAUGAUUCGCCGUACCCAUUAUCACUCCACUGGCACGGCAUAUUUCAGCUGCUGAGCGGGUGGGCCGACGGGGCUCACAUGAUCACGGAGUGCCCCAUCCAGCCCGCCGGCAACUUCACGUACCGCUUCAACAUCACCGGGCAGGAGGGCACCCUGUGGUGGCACGCCCACUCCUCGCUCCUCCGCGCCACCGUCUACGGCGCGCUCAUCAUAAAGCCCAGGAAUGGCACCGACGGCUACCCUUACGCAGCACCAUACGGCGAAAUUCCAAUCAUACUAGGCGAGUGGUGGAACAAAAACGUGGACGACGUGGAGAAAGACGCGCACCUGACCGGCCUAGGGCCGGAGGUGUCGGACGCGCUCACCAUCAACGGCAAGCCGGGAGACCAGACCCCCUGCAGAGGUGCUGGUAUCUUCGAAGUGGAGGUGGAGUACAACCAGACGUACCUCCUCCGCAUCAUCAACGCCGCAGUCAAUGUCGAGCUCUUCUUCAAGGUGGCCGGCCACAACUUCACCGUGGUCGCCAUCGACGCGAGCUACACCGAGCCGUACGCCACCGACGUCAUCGUCAUCGCGCCGGGCCAGACGGUGGACGCGCUCAUGGCCACCUCGGCGGCGCCGGGCGGCCGGUACUACAUGGCGGCCAACGUGCUCGAGAGCAAGACCGUCCAGAUCCGGUUCAACAACGGCACCGUCACCGGCAUCGUGACGUACACGGGAGCGGCCAACGGCACGGCCCCCUCCAUGCCGGCCAUGCCCGCCCCCACCGACGUGGUCACCGCCGGCAGGUUCUACUGGUCUCUGAGGGGCCUCGUCCGGCCGGUCGACCCGCCGUUGCCAACGACGGUGGACCACAGCAUGCUGGUGGAGUUCGGGGUGGACCAGGCGCCGUGCGCGCCGGACCAGACGAGGUGCGGGGGGUUCGCGCUGGUUGCGUUCAUGAACAGGAACUCGUUCCAGUUCCCGAGGAACGCGUCGCUCCUGCAGGCGUCCUUCGACGGCGUCCCGGGCGUGUACACGGAGGACUUCCCGAGCUCCCCGCCGCCGCUGCCGGGGAUCCGGAAGGCCACGUCGGUGAAGAGGCUCAACUACAGCGACGUGGUGGAGGUGGUGCUGCAGAGUGCAGCGUACAGCAGCGCCCUCGGCACGGAGAACCACCCGAUCCACCUGCACGGCUUCAACUUCUUCGUGCUCGCGCAGGGGCUGGGGCGCUUCGACCCCAACGCCACGUUCAACCUCGUGAACCCGCGCGUGCGCAACACCGUCAUCGUGCCCGGCGGCGGGUGGACCGUCAUACGGUUCGUGGCCAACAAUCCAGGUAUGUGGUUCAUGCACUGUCACUUGGACGCGCACCUGCCGUUGGGGCUGGCAAUGGUGUUCGAGGUGCUCAAUGGUGCGGCCCCGAAUAUCCUUCCUCCGCCUCCCGAGGACUUUCCCAAGUGCUACUGAAGCAACAUCUACACAAUGCUUGACAAGUUCGUCGACAGAGAAGUGAGAUAUUGUAUGGGACACCUGACGUGCCCAUAUGUACCACAAGUAUAAUGUACUACCAGACACGGAUUUAUUUCAUUAUCUUCUUUGCGUUCAUGUUUGAUUUGAUACUUGUUUCCAAGGUGGCUUAGUCAAUUGUUCUAAGCUUUCGGUUCUGAAUAAAGCUACAAAAUUAUGUC